This is a messenger RNA of Strigops habroptila (Kakapo), 1751 nucleotides long. RefSeq names its product aprataxin (gene APTX). The record is from RefSeq and is a predicted model, not a curated record. Gene Ontology annotation, cellular component: nucleus. Bases 357 to 1544 code for a protein of 395 amino acids. The transcript is spliced from 8 exons. Gene Ontology annotation, biological process: single strand break repair; double-strand break repair. Lineage: Eukaryota; Metazoa; Chordata; Aves; Psittaciformes; Psittacidae. Gene Ontology annotation, molecular function: double-stranded RNA binding; single-stranded DNA binding; protein binding.
CAGCCCGCGCGGUAAGCACAGGGCGCGGCAUUGUCAUAGGGACAGGGCCCGGCCCCCUCCAGGCCGGCGGCGCCGCGGGUCGGCACCUACCGGUAACCACCGUGGUGCGGCGGCCGGAGGCAGGGGUCCGGCGGGGCUGGGGCGCGCCCGGUCGGCCGCUCCGGCCGUGUGGUGCUGGCGGUGGUGGCCGCGUGGCAGGCCCCCGCGGAGGGUGGCAGUGCCGGGCAGCAGGCCGAGCGGGAGGUGCGGCGCGGUGGGCAUAACCGCGUGGCGGGCGUUCCUGAGUGCGGUGCAGUGGUGCCGGGUGGUUGCCUCACAUCGGGAGCUGGGAGGAGGAGCCCGUAGUGCCAGGCACCAUGCAGGGACCGUUUCAGGGUCACGUCGGUGUACACUCGAGGCCCGGUUUCACUGCACAGUCUCUCCGCAGACUGUUCCUGGAUGAAGCUGUGUCCCUCUGUCGCCCACUCGGUGUUGUGCCCAUUUGUUUUGUGAUGCCUGUGUGCUGGCUUGUGGGGAAGGAGAAAUGCAAUCAGCGAGUGCAACUGCCCCACUUGGAAGCGGUGGUGAUUGGGCGUGGCCCAGAGACUGGGAUAACGGAUAAGAAGUGUUCACGUCAGCAAGUUCAGUUAAAAGCAGACUAUAACAAGGGGUACGUCACAGUUAAACAGAUAGGAGUCAACCCAACUAGUGUUGAUCUCGUGGAUAUUGGCAAGGAUGAAGAGGUGAAAAUGAAGCCAGGCCAAGUUCUGCAUGUUGUUAAUAAACUUUACCCCUACACGGUGCAAUUUGCUGAAGAAUCAGGGAAAACUGUUACAGAAGUAAAAAAGAAAAUACAAACCAAGAAGGUGCCAUGUGAGGAGUCCUGCGAGAAUGAUGAUGUAGAGUUUGUGCCCAGAAAAACAAUGAAGAUGGAGGUGGGGGAUACACAAUGCAGUUCUGCAAAUCCCAAGCUAAGCAAUACUGGCGUAUCUCCACGUGAAGGAACUUCGAGCAAAAAGGAACACUCAGGACACUGGAGUCAGGGUCUAAAGAGCUCCAUGCAAGAUCCAAAAAUGCAGGUUUACAAAGAUGAAAAGACUGUAGUCAUCAAGGAUAAAUAUCCCAAAGCACGUUACCACUGGCUUGUCUUACCAUGGGACCCCAUUUCAAGCCUGAAGUCAGUCACCAGGGACCAUCUUGAACUCCUGGAACAUAUGCAUGCAGUGGGGCAAAAAGUGAUCGAGGAGUGCCCUGCCAGAGAGAGCCUGGAGUUCAGACUGGGCUACCACGCUAUCCCCAGCAUGAGUCAGCUACAUUUGCAUGUAAUCAGCCAGGAUUUUGAUUCUCCAGCCCUGAAAACCAAAAAGCACUGGAACUCUUUUACUACAGACUACUUCUUAAAUUCUCAAGAUGUGAUAGAGAUGGUAAGAAGCAAGGGAAAAGUGAUGGUGAAAGGUGAUGUCUCUGAACAUCUCAAAUUGCCCCUCAGAUGCCAUCGUUGCAAGCAACAUCUAUCCACUGUCCCACAGUUAAAGGAACAUCUCAAGAACCACUGGCCAAAAUGACUUUGCAAAUAAUCAUCUUGCAGUCUGUCUUCAGAUUUCAGGCUAAAACAAAGGCCUCAGAACAUUGGUGGACAUGUGUAUUUUUUGUGAAGUGGAAUGACAAAUGUAAUGUGGGAAAAAGUAGCCUGGAAGCAGCAGCACGCUAACUUCGUAAUUGUUCAGGCAAAACCAAAAACCAACAUAAAAUAAAGUGACUUCUGAUUUGAA